AUGGCCUUGGCCGCGUUCUGCAACUCGUGCCUGUGCGAGCCCCGCGGCCUCACCGCGCACUUCCACCUCACCAGCUGCGGCCACGUUUUCUGUGAGGCUUGUUUGCAGAAAGGCAAAAAGGGUGAAUGUUUGGUCUGUCGAAGUGCUUGUAAUACCUUACUCCUUUCAAAAGAGACACCUCCUGAUAUUCAAGCACUGUUCAUGCGAGUAGAAGUGUUAUGCAAGAAAUGUUCAAAGGAAGAAUCACAGGUUGUACAAUUUCAAGAAAAAUAUCGUAGGCGUUUAGUAGCAUACCACAAAAAAAAGAUAGCAAAGCUGGAAGAGUCUGUCAAGAAAGCAGCACAAGAAAUAAGACAACUUCAAUGUAUGAAACCUCCUGAAAAAAUGACACCGCUGCCAUUUGCCAGUACAAGCAGAAAUCCAUUUUCCAUACCUUCAAGAAAACAGGAUGUUUAUUCUUCAUAUUCUCUUCAUUCGAGUCGUCCUUCCACUUCUGAAACGGUCGAGGCAAUGGAGGUUGAUCCUGUACCUUCACCAAUGAGGAGACUGGAGACACCAACUGGUCCGGCAAGGUUAUCACUAAUAACUCCACCACAGGAUGGACGUAUGGGUAGUGUAUCCUCCAGACAUUCUCAGACAGCUGUAAUAAUCCCACGUCAGAAGGCUGAAGUGGGAUCCACAAGAUCCACCCCUGUGAGCUUGCCCCGUAGUGCAUGUCCAUCAUCAUCUGAGUCCCAAAGCAGUCAAAGGGGAUCCUGGGCUAGUUCUGAUUUCAGAACCCCUCAGCUGUACCCAUUUACAUUCCCCUCCCCACAGCAGCCUCUCCCAAGGCAGCCAAUCACCAUCUCUGGACUUCUGCAAAGACAACAAGGAUCAACUAGUUCAGGAGGGCAUUCAGCAGAGAGAUGA
Molecule: messenger RNA, 909 nt
Organism: Catharus ustulatus (Swainson's thrush)
Lineage: Eukaryota; Metazoa; Chordata; Aves; Passeriformes; Turdidae
Gene: RNF212
Product: ring finger protein 212
Exons: 12
Coding region: 1-909 (302 amino acids)
Biological process (GO): protein sumoylation; reciprocal meiotic recombination; homologous chromosome pairing at meiosis
Cellular component (GO): synaptonemal complex
Molecular function (GO): SUMO transferase activity
Source: RefSeq, a predicted model, not a curated record